AUGAGUGAAAUCGAGGGUUUGAUUCGCUACCGACUUUUGGGCUCUCAUCCCGCUGCAUCUGGUCGGUACCUGACCCUAGGCUUUCCAGGCGACACCAUUACCGCCUCACGCCUUUUACAUGCGGUGAUUACGGAGCAUCAGAUUAAUUUGAGCACCUUCAAGCUAUCCACCGUGAAGCUGCUGUCCUCUGCAUCCACUAAUCAUACUCGAAAAACGGAUGGCACCGUCGCGGAGGUGGAAACUGAGGAAGCGGUGCCUGUGCAUGAGACGGAUACGCUACACACUUACGAUGUGCUUGCUAUCACGGUGUCUAAGCGAUCUUUAAUGGAUCACACCACUCAAGAGACAACGCAGCGAUUAAGGGAGCAGAAGCAAUUAAUAAAGGAAAUGGAGAGCCAGAUGGGUAUAGAGGUAGCGUGUACAUCUUCCACUUCCAUUGAUGCCAUAGCGAAGCGAGACGAUGCUUAUGCUGGUUCUUCCAAGCCCAUUUUAUCUUCUAGUCCGGCUGAUCCGCUCAGCUUCGAGCGUUCAGCGGCGUUGGCAAUGAAGACGUUUCCUGUUAUGCGUGGAAAGCGUGGCUCCUUCAAUGCCAGCAACGAAGAUACUAACGCGCAUAGCCCACGGACGUGUGCACUCUGCGACUUAGACAUCUUCUGUGAGAUUCGAACCGCGUGUUGUGAUUCUCUUGUCUGCGGGACGUGUCUGGAAGCCGCGAGGGGUAUGACAAUGGCCGAUGGCGAAUGCCCUGUUUGUGGACGAAUCGGAGAAACCGCGGCGCAAGGGAGCGGCUCCUCUGACAUAAUCAAACACGAGCGAGAAGAUGUGGACUUGCGUGGAAAAACGAAAAUCCAAAAAUUGAAAUUAACCUCAAAUAGUUCAUGUGUAACAAAUAAAAGCAAGCCACUGGCUUCUUUUUGUGGCAUAGGGGGGGAACGAUCGAAAGAGGUAGGGGGAAUCGAGGGAUGCCAUUCAUCGAAUACACCGACCGAGGGAGGGCGUAGGUGGCUUCCCACAGUAGAGGAUUCCUGGGAACGUGUCCCUCGUGUCGGCCGUAGCCUUGAAGAUUCAAGGGGCUGUAAUACCAGCGGGCUCGCAGAAAUUCCGCAAAUUGAACAUCAACUGCAAAAUGACUUGGAUCAGAUUCUUUCAUAUCUCGACGUGCCGGACCCAUUAACAGAAGAUGCAAAGGCGAGGCGGAAGCGGAGCGAAGCACUAAUCAUUAUGGAUGAUCAAAUACUUCAGAUUUAG
Molecule: messenger RNA, 1248 nt
Organism: Phytomonas sp. EM1
Lineage: Eukaryota; Euglenozoa; Kinetoplastea; Trypanosomatida; Trypanosomatidae
Source: the annotation of a GenBank genome assembly